Molecule: messenger RNA, 1236 nt
Organism: Papilio xuthus (Asian swallowtail)
Lineage: Eukaryota; Metazoa; Arthropoda; Insecta; Lepidoptera; Papilionidae
Source: RefSeq, a predicted model, not a curated record
AUUGGAAAUCCGUGCGUCGUACUUUUUGUAGUUUUAUUUCAAAAUGUUUUCGGCGAAAGUCGUGAGGAGGCUGAGAAAGGUCUAAAACUAAUUUUGGGAUAUCCUUUAGACGCGGUGUCCAACUUUACAGAAAUGGCUAUCGAACAUGGAUAUGAGGCAGAACAGCAUUUGGUUACAACUGAAGAUGGUUACAUCCUAACAAUGUUCAGAAUUAGUAAAGGCAAGAACUGCAAGGAGCCGAUAAGGAAGCCUCCUGUCCUGCUGAUGCACGGCCUGCUCAUGAGCUCCGAUAGUUUCAUGGAUUCGGGCCCUGAUGCCGGGCUGGCCUACUUGAUAUCUGACUUGUGUUACGAUCUCUGGGCACCAAACAUCCGUGGAAAUUACUAUUCAAAGCAGCAUAUUAAACUCAAUCCCUCAAAAGAUCGCGAGUUCUGGGACUUUUCCAACUUCGAGUUUGGUUACUAUGAUAUUCCAGCUUCUCUCAAUUACAUUUUAAGUUACACAAAGUCAGACAAGAUCAAUUAUAUUGGAUAUUCACAGGGCGGCAGCACUUUCUUUAUUAUGAACUCCGAAAGACCGGAGUACAAUGAUAAAAUCGGCGUAGGAAUACUUCUCGAGCCGGGCUCGAAACACACCUACACCAGGUCGCAACUUUUUAGAUGGCUUGGUGACACCUAUCAACUCGCCUUACCUACUCUGUAUCAAGCUGGAUUAUAUGAAGCUUUACCUUUAGGUGGAUUCGUACAAGAAGCUGCAUCUUUUCUGUGCAAAGACUACGCCCUCGCUGACUUCGCUUGUAAGGUCGCUCUAGGCUUGAUAGAUUCUUUUCAUCCUGGUUCUAUAAAAACUGAGACCGUCCGAGUGCUUUUCGGGCACUUCCCGGCGGGAACAUCGGUUAAGAACAUGGCGUGGUACGGUCAGGCAUUGAACGUUGACGAGUUUCAGAAUUUCGACUACGGGGCGACUGGGAAUUUGCAACAGUACGGUACUUCCCAGCCUCCCGUGUUCAACCUUAGCCUUGUGGAAGUGCCGGUAGUAGUAAUCCAUGGCAGACAUGAUUACCUGACCUCACCAGCGGACGUCGAAUGGGUGACAAGCAAACUGCCCAACGUGCUGGAGCAGUUCUAUGUGGAGGAUCCGAUGUGGAAUCACUUUGACAUCACGUACAGUCAGUUCACUGGUAGAUCAAUUUUAGGCAAAAUAAAGGAAUAUCUAGACGAGUUCAGUACAUAACUU